GUGAACCGGCGAAACGCUUAAGAACGAGCCUUUCAACCGCGUUUCUCUGAACUGCUCCUUUCGGUAUGGGUGUGGGCGGAUCCUCGUCUGGACACGGAAGCCGAUACACCCUUGAGGGACGGAGCAAAAAAACAUCAUUUUGAGUGUAUUUGACUUGAUGCGGACGGAUGACUUUCCACAGGUACACAAGUACACACAAGUACGCAUAUUGAGAAAAGGAAAGAGGUCUGGUUAACAAUGGCUCUCCAGCAGUUUGUGUGCUUUUUCACUGUGAUGAUCAUUCUCUUUUACAGAGGUUGUUACUCACAGUCUCUUGAAUGUGGCAGAAUCAUAGGAACUCAAGAUAAAAGCCCAGGAAGAUGGCCAUGGCAGGUCUUUAUAUUGAAAGAGAACGAUUAUGCCACUGAAGGUUCUCUAAUCACCGACCAGUGGGUGCUGACACUUGCUCGUACUGUACAAUAUCAUGAACCGAGUGGCAUAACGGUUCAUCUGGGCCCCAUCGAGACAAGCUCAACUCCAAAUGUGCAUUUGCCUCUGGAAACGCUCAUCUGUGAUCCUGGAAACGAACUGUGCCUUCUGAAGCUGGCAUCCCCUGUAAAUCUUACAGACCAAGUACGGCCAAUCUGCUUAGCUUCAGAGCAUAGCACUUUCUAUGCUGGCACUGAAAGUUGGAUGACUGGUUUUAGUGUCGCUGGUACUGGGACAACCAAUCUAGAAAUCGUAGGAAACAAUGAGUGCCAAUGCUACCAUGGACCCUUAUCUGGAAACACGAUCUGCGCUGGGCUAAAAGAAAGACAGAGUACAUGUUUGGGAAACUGGGGAGGGGCACUCAUGAACAAAAAUGAUUCAGUUUGGGUCCAGAGUGGAGUUCUGAGUUCCUAUGAAGGCUGCAGUGUACCUUCGAAAGCUGGAGUCUAUGUUCCUGUGUCCCGGUACCAGAAAUGGAUCAGUGAUACUGUCGCCGAUACACCCCCAGUCUUCGUUACCUUCACCUCCCCAGACAUUGACAUUGACUUAUUCUUCACUUGUUCCACAGACCCAGAACAUCCAACUCCUACUCCUCCAUGUGACAGCGUGUUUUGUGGUGGUGAAAGCCUGAUGCAUUUCACUCACUUCGCCUCGCUGUGUGUUCUUGUUGUGUCUCUCCAUGUUCUUGUUGGAAGUGGUGGAAUUUGACACAACACAAUUUCCCAAGUCUUGUAAUUAAGUACAAGAUUGAAUUACUUUACUUCAGUACUUUACCUUUAUAGCACUUUACAACUCAGAGGUGAAAGUUAUACUUUUUUUCUUUAAUAGAUUCAUCAAAAAGCUCGAGUUUCCAGUUACCUUAGGCCCCAACAACACAGGGCUAGAGACCCAUUGGUGACCAGCUGGCAGCCACCAGUCAUGAGGGCAAAAUGUGUUAUUGCCCUCAUGACUGGUUAGUGAUUGAUUGAUGGAGGUUGCUGCCAGUUACUGUGAAAUCGAUUGCUGAAGCUCCAUUCAAAACUAAAAGAAACAAUAAUCACAUCAGACAUUUUCACACAAAAUAAUUAAGAAUGGAACUGGUCACUCCAGCUUCUCAAAUACAGGGAUUUACCAGUCUUUCUUUUAAUGAUCAAAUUCAUUUUUAACCUUUUAUUUACUUGUGGUUACCUUGGGCACUAUGAUAGAAAUCAUAAAGGCUUUGAAUAUCAUCAAAUGAAAUCAUUUUAAAUCAUUCUGUAGACUGAAAUGUUAUUAAGUCAAAAUCUGGAGUGAAUGUGUUGAAAUCUUUUCAAAUCAUGUUUUGCAAUGGAAUUUUGGGAUAUUGUAUAAAAUAUUAUUGUAUAAAAUACAAUGGGAAAACAAUCCUGCGGAUGAUUUGCUUCAUAACAUGUUUUCUUGAGUUUAUGAUAUAAAAUUCAGGAAUAGAUUCACAUUCUGUUGAAUACAAUAUGAUAUCAUCUUUUAGGUUACGAUCCACUGUAGAGUCAAAAAGAAGUAUAAACCGCAGUAUGUUUAACCUCAUUUUGUCCAUCAGAUCCACGCCUUUGUGACGAACCUAAGCUGUAGCUUUAGGUUCCUGGUCUGUCUUUUUCUGUGGAACUCCUCAGAACAAUUACACACUUGAAAUGUUAGCAGUCAUGUAUGAUGCUUACAGUAAUGGAUAUUAACAUAUAUUGUUCUAAAAUGAUAUGGAUGAUUUAAAAGCAAAUAUAUAAAAAUUAAAAAUACUAAUAAAAUGGCUUCAAAUGUACCA
Archocentrus centrarchus (flier cichlid) is the source of this 2221-nucleotide messenger RNA. Its product is annotated as tryptase-like. The record is from RefSeq and is a predicted model, not a curated record. Lineage: Eukaryota; Metazoa; Chordata; Actinopteri; Cichliformes; Cichlidae. Bases 238 to 1176 code for a protein of 312 amino acids. The transcript is spliced from 6 exons. Gene Ontology annotation, molecular function: serine-type endopeptidase activity. Gene Ontology annotation, biological process: proteolysis.